Cyanistes caeruleus (blue tit) is the source of this 1005-nucleotide messenger RNA. Lineage: Eukaryota; Metazoa; Chordata; Aves; Passeriformes; Paridae. The record is from RefSeq and is a predicted model, not a curated record.
CCCCAAGACACUUCGUCCCGAACAUCACCUUCGGCCACCCCGUCGUGGAGAGCCUGCGCAAGCGGCUGGGCCAGGAGCCCUUCUUCGACAUGCACAUGAUGGUGGCCGCGCCAGAGCAGUGGGUGAAGCCCAUGGCGGUGGCUGGUGCAAACCAGUACACCUUCCAUCUAGAAGCGACGGACAAUCCCGGGGCGCUGAUAAAGGACAUUCGGGAGAACGGCAUGAAGGUUGGCUUGGCCAUCAAGCCUGGCACUACAGUUGAACACUUAGCACCUUGGGCCAAUCAGAUAGACAUGGCUUUGGUGAUGACAGUAGAACCUGGGUUCGGAGGACAGAAAUUUAUGGAAGACAUGAUGCCAAAGGUUCAGUGGCUGAGGACACAGUUUCCCUCCUUGGAUAUAGAAGUGGAUGGAGGAGUUGGGCCUGACACCAUCCAUAAGUGCGCAGAGGCAGGUGCCAAUAUGAUUGUGUCUGGCAGUGCUAUUAUGAAGAGCGCAGACCCAAGGUCUGUGAUCAACCUCCUCAGGAAUGUGUGUUCAGAAGCAGCCCAGAAGCGCAGUCUGGAUCGGUGAGACCUGCCCAAGCCGUGUUCCAGAAGGCUCUGGGCAUGCAGGAGAACCCUCUUCUUGUGCAUAAGCGAGGGCUGGAUGAACACCAACUACAGAAACUUCUUGCUGCUCAACAGAGGAAUCAUUCCUUCGCUGCAAUGAAGCAAGCAGCAGUGGGAAACAUUCUGGCUGUCUUUCAGGGUUGGAAAUGCAAUGGUUUGAACUCGUGUCUUGAUUUUGUGGAGGCUAAUUUCGUGGCACAACCUCUAAUGCUGACUGGAUUGAACUACAGUCAGUUUGUUGCUUGCUAGAAGAGUGUAGCAUUGCCACAAGAAGCUCUCUUGUGGAAGACUCUUAAUCAAACUGCCUUCUGCUGUCUGUAUUUUGUCAUUUGAUCUGUGCAUUCCUACAAAACUUUUCCACUACUGCAUUAAACACCCCUUCCUUCCUGUGUUAA